Molecule: messenger RNA, 1426 nt
Organism: Centruroides sculpturatus (bark scorpion)
Lineage: Eukaryota; Metazoa; Arthropoda; Arachnida; Scorpiones; Buthidae
Exons: 2
Coding region: 30-1313 (427 amino acids)
Source: RefSeq, a predicted model, not a curated record
CUAAUUUAAUAAAGAACGCAUUGUUUUAAAUGAAAGAAUUUCUUUCUAGCUUUGUAUUAUCAAAAUUAAUUUAUGAAAUGGAAAUUGUGAACAUUGUCUGUCACGAACGUUUACAGGAAGACCGAAAUACUUUUAUACUUCGAAAGUUUUUAUGUAACAGCAGCGAUCGACUGAAUACCAUGAUGCAGCAAAUCUCAACAACAGGCAAUAUCACUCUUCACCUUUCAAUUCCCUACAACAUUAUGUCGCAAAUUAUCGAGUUUAUAGAACAUGCUACAACAGAAUUUGUUUCCUUGGAAAAUGCGAUGGAUGUUUACUGCAUCAAUUUAACGUAUGAAUUUAAAGAUCUUAAAGAAUAUUGUCUUCAACAUAUUGCUAGAGAAAUCACCUGCGAGAAUGUUUGUUUUAUUCAUGAUUUUGCAUGCGAAUACGGUGAAUGUCUUAUACAGUUGAUGUGCUGGCAGAGAUUUGAUAAUGAUUGGAAAGAAAUAUUCUUUUGUAACGACGAGUACUUGCGAUGUAAAGAAAGUACAAUUCUUAGACUCAUUUCUCGACCAAUAUAUAAAACAUUAGAAGAAGAAAAUAUUUUCUGGAUCGUUCACAAGUGGGCCAUUAAUAAAGUUACGGUAAGAAGAUCUCUUCGAUCAAUUUUUCUUCCUUAUCUACCGAAAAUUCGCUUUCUUACCAUGGAUCCGGUGUACUUGGAAGAACAACUUUUCCCUAAAGUAAUCGAUAGUGUCUUGACAAGAGAAGAAGUACAGGCUAUAAGACAUUAUUGUCCUGAUGAUUUAACAGAAAUUCCGAAGACUCUCUGCAAAAUAGUAACAAAGAGAACGAAGGAAAAUUUGGACUCGUUAUUUUUGUAUUUGAAUCGAACUCAUUUGGAAAAUCAAACCGAAAUGAUGAUGAAUAGUAACACAAAAUUCAUUUGUGAAAUAAUUGCAAAAGAAGAUUGCUUCGUUACUGGAAUAGUACUUCCCAUAAGUUAUAACGCCGACAAAGAUUUAAUAAGAGUAGUAAUUAAAUGCAUUCUGCAAUCUCCCAUAGGAAUAUUCAGAAAGCAAAACGCAUUUUGCAGUUCUUCUGGAUGCAUAGGAAUAAAAUGUUUAUUUUUGAAGAGAAAGACGAUUGUGAAAAUAGUCGUAAAAUUAUUAAAAGAUGAUAUCAUUGCAAAAAAUAAUAUUAAGAUAAAACCCGAAGCAGAUUAUUAUAUUCCUUCUCAAUUGCAGAAUGAAAUUGCCUCGGGAAAAAUGAGCGAAAUACCGGACAGUGGUAUGAAUAACGUUUAUUUUGACGUCAAUCUCUAUUUUUGAAAUCUGGCAGACAAUUUGAUAAGAAUAAAAUUUUUAAAAAAUUCGUUUUUUAAUUAGAAAAACUCAUUGCCAUAAAUUUUUAUUGUCUGAUUAUUCAAAAAAUUUAUAAUUUC